Tupaia belangeri chinensis (Chinese tree shrew) is the source of this 1431-nucleotide messenger RNA. RefSeq names its product Src like adaptor (gene SLA). Lineage: Eukaryota; Metazoa; Chordata; Mammalia; Scandentia; Tupaiidae. The record is from RefSeq and is a predicted model, not a curated record. Gene Ontology annotation, molecular function: protein binding.
CGGGUCCAGGACUCAAAUCAUGGUUGGUCAUGUGGGAGUCCAGUGCUCUUAACCACCAUGCCACCUGCCAAUCCCUAAAGUGAAUUAAUAAUAAGAACGUUAUGAAGUCACUAGUGGUGGAGGUGGUAGGUGACUGUGAAGGAGGAAAACAGGGUAGCCUAGCGCACAGUCACUGCUCGGCCAAAGAGGCCCCUCCUCUUCCAAGCUCCAUGUUACUGGGCUGGUCUCUGGGCCUCACAGCAUCUCCAUUUCUUCAUGUCCCAAAUGAGAGUCAUCAUGGACAGGUGUGAGGACUGAACAGGUAGCACGUACAGCACACCAGCCAGCACCUGGCCCUCCAGAAGUGAAGGCCUGUGCCUGCUGGUGCUGCUACUGUUGGGGUGGCCGUGCGGAGGCAGAGGAGGAGGAAGAGAGGAAGGUACAAUGAAACCAUGCACAUGGGGAAGCUCUGGGUGCCCAUGCAAAACAAAUUCUGAGUCUAGGCAGCUCAAGACAUCUGUGGCUCAGCCCGAGUUCUCGCAGCAUCUGAGAGUGUUGAGAUUCACCCUGAAGAGCCUUAGUGUCCACUCGGUUCUGCUCCACCCCACUAACAAAAGGAGAAACCAAAGCUUUGACUAGAAAGGAGCUUUCUGGGCUACAGGGUCACCAAGUCCACAGUAUAGCUCUUCAUGAAUAAAGAAGAUCCCCUGACACGUGCUCAUGGUGACAGCAGAACUCGAUUGUCUUCUAUGGGGUCUGGACAGUGACUUUCUCGCUGUGCUGAGUGACUACCCAUCUCCCGACAUCAGCCCUCCGAUAUUCCGCCGAGGGGAGAAAUUGCGUGUGAUUUCAGAUGAAGGGGGCUGGUGGAAGGCCAUCUCCCUGAGCACUGGUCGAGAGAGUUAUAUCCCCGGAAUAUGUGUGGCCAGAGUCUACCACGGCUGGCUGUUUGAAGGGCUGGGCAGAGACAAGGCUGAAGAGCUGCUGCAGCUGCCAGACACCAAGGUCGGCUCCUUCAUGAUCAGAGAGAGUGAGACGAAGAAAGGUUUCUACUCACUGUCGGUGAGGCACAGGCAGGUGAAGCAUUACCGCAUCUUCCGCCUGCCCAACAACUGGUACUACAUCUCCCCGAGGCUCACCUUCCAGUGCCUGGAGGACCUGGUGAACCACUAUUCUGAGGUGGCUGAUGGCUUAUGCUGUGUGCUCACCACACCCUGCCUGACACAGAGCACGGCCCCCUCAGCAGUGAGGACCUCUGGCCCACCUGUCACCUUGCGCCAGAAGACCUUUGACUGGAAGAGGGUGUCCAGACUGCAAGAGGACCCCGAGGGAGCAGGGAACCCACUCGGGGUGGACGAGUCCCUUUUCAGCUACGGCCUCCGGGAAAGCAUUGCCUCCUACCUGUCCCUGACUGGGGAUGACAACACCUCCUUCGACCGGAAGAAGAAGAGC